Messenger RNA from Diorhabda sublineata, 1737 nucleotides. RefSeq names its product cytosolic carboxypeptidase 6. The transcript has 9 exons. The record is from RefSeq and is a predicted model, not a curated record. Bases 1 to 1737 code for a protein of 578 amino acids. Gene Ontology annotation, biological process: proteolysis. Gene Ontology annotation, molecular function: zinc ion binding; metallocarboxypeptidase activity. Lineage: Eukaryota; Metazoa; Arthropoda; Insecta; Coleoptera; Chrysomelidae.
AUGGGUGAUUUCGGAGAAGAUUCGGAUGAUAGUGAUGGUGAAGGUGGUAUGGGAAAUGUAAGUAGGAUCAUUAUGCGUCCUCCAGGACAUUCUGGAAAGGCAAAAAAAGGGCAUUUAUGCUUUGACGCUUCUUUUGAAACUGGUAAUUUAGGAAGGGUAGAUCUAAUUAAUGAAUAUGAAUAUGAUCUUUUUAUUCGACCUGAUACCUGCAGCCCAAAAUUGAGGUUUUGGUUUAAUUUUACUGUAGACAAUGUAAAACAAGAUCAGAGAGUUAUAUUCAAUAUUGUAAACAUUAGUAAAGAUAGAAAUUUAUUUAUGGAAAAUAUGACACCUCUAGUUAAAUCUUCUAGUAGACCACAAUGGCAAAGGAUUCCUAAACAAUAUGUCUUCUAUCAUAAAUCUGCUCUUCAUCAUGGCCAUUAUGUUCUUAGUUUUUCAUUUGGUUUCGAUAAAGAAGAUGACCUUUUCCAAUUUUGUUUGGCUCCUCCUUAUAGUUAUUCGAGGCUUCAGACAUUUUCAAAUGUUUUAGAGAAAAAAGCAGCUUAUCUUACUGAGAACUUCAAAAAGGAACUUCUUGAACAUUCUGUGCAAAAAAGGAGAAUCGAUUUAAUAACUAUAGGAUCUCUAAAUAAAAAUAAUCCAAAUUCUAAAAGAAGAGUGAUUGCUAUAAUGGCAAGAGUACACCCAGGAGAAUCUCCAUCUAGCUUUGUAUGUCAAGGUUUGCUAGAACUACUAAUAAGUUCAAAUUAUAUAGCAACAACUUUAAGAGAACAUGUGAUAUUCAAAGUUAUUCCAAUGCUCAAUCCAGAUGGAGUUUUCUUAGGUAAUUACAGAAGCACCGUUAUAGGAACAGAUUUAAACAGAUCUUGGCAUAUUUCGAAUCAAUGGUGCCAUCCUGCAUUAAGAGCUGUGAUUGAUAUGUUAAUGAGAAUAGAUAAAAAUAAAGAAUUUCAAUUAGAUUUUGUGAUUGAUAUACAUGCACAUUCGAGCCUUAAGGGUUGUUUUAUGUACGGAAAUAGUUAUGAAGAUGUAUAUAGGUACGAACGGCAUAUUUUAUUUCCAAAACUUUUGGCUAAUACCUCAGAUGACUAUGUACCUGAAAAUACUAUGUUCAAUUCAGACAUUAACAAAAUUGGAACUGCAAGACGAUAUCUUUGUUCUAUAUUAAGUGAUAGAGUUAACUGUUACACAUUUGAAGUAUCUAUUUAUGGUUAUAAACUCAAAACAUCGGAUAAUGUGAUACCUUACACAGAAGAUACCUAUAUGAGAUGUGGUAGAAAUUUGGUGAAAACUUUCCUAGAAUAUUAUCACAAUACAGGAGCAAUUCCUAUUCUACUCGGUACAGAGAUAGUUCAGAAGAAACAAAAACCAAGAUUGAAAGAAAUAAGAAGAAGAAAUAAAAAGAGACUUCAACGACCUUUGACUAGUCGAACAUUAGCUGAACUUCAUUUCAAAAAUCUGAAUAUAUGUGAUUAUGAUACCUCCUUUGAUGAGUUAACGUUCAGUCAUCGACAUGCAACUUCACAUCGACAUACUUUUAAUAGACUCACAGAACAAUUACACACGAAAGAAGAUAACACGCAGGGAGGAAAAAAUAAUACACCACUAUCUCCUACUACAUACGUGGUCUUACCAGAACCUUCUUUAUCUAUCAUAGAUUUUAAUUUAAUAAUUAGGGAAGACAUUAAUGCUUACAUUAACCAGAAUCAAAAGAAAAAAUGUACUAAUUUAACUUAG